AGAUCAAACCACCCGAGCUGGACACCGCCGACGUAUUUUUUCGCUUUGGAAAACUGGUUUGACGCUGGAAACAUUCCUCAGAAUCAGCAUGCCCGAGGUUUCAAUAUCCUUAAAACGCGGAUUCCUAUCCGGGUCCUUCCCGAGCUACGCCACCUCUUAGGGAACAUUCCAACCACUGACCGUUACGAAACCGCAAAAAGGGCCCUCGUACAACAUUUCGCAGAGUCGCAGCGAAGCCGUUUACAUCGUUUGCUGUCAGAGAUGAGCCUCGAUAACCGAAAAUCCUCACAGUUGCUCGCCGAGAUGCGGUGUACCGCAAAUGGAGCGAUGACGGAUUCCAUGCUUGUGGACCUGUGGAUUGGACGUUUGCCACCCUAUGUGCAGUCCUCCGUAAUAGCUGCUGCGCCUAACGUGGCGGAUAAGGUGCGGGUUGCUGAUUCCGUGAUGGAUUCCUUCGCGUUAUACCACCGCACGGGUAGCCGGACUGAGUCAACUUUGGAAGAGGUGCUGAAUCGAACAAACCCCUCAGGUCGUUGGCGACCACGGUCACGCUCUCGUCCACGUCAAGCGAACCGUGCUACUACUCCGGCUGCUAGUGGGCUGUGCUACUACCACGUACGUGUAGAGUUCUUCCAUUUAUUCGAUCAUCUCGUCCCGUGGAUGCUUACCAACUAACCAUCACACAUACUACGUUCCUACAUCCUUCCACCUGUCCCACGUAAGUUCGAAUUAUUGUG
Anopheles stephensi (Asian malaria mosquito) is the source of this 737-nucleotide messenger RNA. RefSeq lists its product as uncharacterized. The coding region runs from base 262 to 675 and encodes 137 amino acids. Lineage: Eukaryota; Metazoa; Arthropoda; Insecta; Diptera; Culicidae. The transcript has 2 exons. The record is from RefSeq and is a predicted model, not a curated record.